Messenger RNA from Papilio xuthus (Asian swallowtail), 583 nucleotides. The record is from RefSeq and is a predicted model, not a curated record. Lineage: Eukaryota; Metazoa; Arthropoda; Insecta; Lepidoptera; Papilionidae.
CUACACAACGAGUUUACAAGAACAAGAACGAGUGUUUAUGUCUAACGUCAGUCUAUAGGCAGGUGUACAGGAGGCCAAGUCAUGCGCACAUUGAUUCUCUUCAUUUCACUGUCAAUGAUGGCGUGGAUCGGCGGUUGUUCGCCGAUAGACCGCGAUGACAACGUCUUCAAAUCUUUAGAUCAACGUUUACUUGUUCGAAGAUCUUCACACGCACAAGAUGUAAAGGGCAGGAAGACAUCAGCUCAUCAUAAUCCUCAAGUGACAACAAAAUCUCGUCCAGAGUUAAAUCUACGUAAAGGCGAGUACAUGUGCUCAGGACGCGUCUGUAAACUGCAGCCGGGGGAAGUCCCGCGCGGAUGUAACGGAGUCUGUCAAUAUCCAAUCUCAUAGUAAACUAACUGCGGGUUUCUGACAUCUAAAUAUCUGCAUAAACGUCGUUCCUGACUUUAUCUUUGACAACAUAGAGAUAGCAAUAUGUUUUAAACGGAGGUUUUGGACUCGGAAACCCACGGUGAGAGUUUUAAUUUUAAUUAUGUUGUAUUUAACACUUUGAUUAGUAAGUUUUAUUACAGAACAAGCAAUA